Molecule: messenger RNA, 2490 nt
Organism: Ceratina calcarata
Lineage: Eukaryota; Metazoa; Arthropoda; Insecta; Hymenoptera; Apidae
Gene: Nt5c
Product: 5' nucleotidase C
Exons: 9
Coding region: 241-1830 (529 amino acids)
Molecular function (GO): 5'-nucleotidase activity
Source: RefSeq, a predicted model, not a curated record
AUAAACGAAGCAGAGAGCGGUCGCGUCGCGAGUGUUUUAUUAUUGUUAGAAUACGUACAAGUUUUGAUUACGAUUAAGUAACCGACGGUGGAGGGUAAGCAAGACGUAUGUUGAUAGUCGCUUAGUAACGCCGCGGGAAGUGGAGACGGCGCACGCAACGGGAAAUUCGAAUCUGCCGCCGUACAGUGCGCCAAUCGUUGCCCACCGUGAUUGUGGGUGUACACCCGCCAAUCGUUCGUGAUGCUGCACACGAGGACCCUCGCAGUCGUUGCAGCAUCGCCUCUGCUCGUCGAAAGUGUUCAUCCGUCCCGGUUGUUCCGCUUGCCCGGUGGCCAUGUCACGUCCGCGCGAUCCAUCGGCGAUCGGGCCCUCAGCCGGGGAAAGAUAUCGCGCGAGGUCAUGCAGCAGAAUUACCAGAAGAUACGUGAAAAGUACAAGUCCAAGAAACUUCCCCAAGACGUAAACCUGAAGGGUGUGUUCGCCUGCAACGAACUCGAUUUGAGGGAAGUCCAAGUCUAUGGAUUUGAUUAUGAUUACACGUUGGCUUGUUACAAGCCGUCGCUGGAUCAUCUACUUUAUAAUCUCGGCCGCGACAUGCUCAUUCAAAGAUACAAGUAUCCCGAGGGAAUCAGCGAGCUCGCGUAUAAGGAGGAUUUUGCUGUUCGCGGCCUUCAUUAUGACAUCGAAAAGGGUCUGCUGCUGAAACUCGACAGUUUCUUGCAAAUUCAAUUUGGCACCGUUUACCGUGGCUUACAUCCGCUACCGGACGAAGAAGUCCUCAGGCUCUAUAAGAACCGAAUAAUACCGAUCGCUUACGUCGAAGCGCCUCAUAAACAUUCUCACAAAGAGGCAUUACACCGAACGAAAAUGGUUCAAUUGGCUGAUUUAUUUUCUGUGCCGGAAAUGGGUCUUCUUUGUAACGUUACCGAAUACUUCCUGAGUAACCAUAUCGAUUACCAUCCUGAAAUACUUUUUAGAGACGUAAAGAAUUCUGUACAAAGUUGCCAUCCGAUAAUGCAUGGCAUGGUAGUUGAAAACGUGUCCGAGUACUUGGAACAAAAUAAAGAUUUAAGAAGAUUCUUUGAGCGUCUGAAAAAAAAUAAUAAAAAUAUGUUCCUAGUGACCAAUAGCCCUUUCCAUUUUGUCGAUACUGGAAUGAAAUUCUUAGUCGGUAACGAUUGGAGGGACUACUUCGAUGUGGUAAUAGUUCAAGCGAGGAAACCGAAAUUCUUUACCGAAGAAACGCGGCCCCUUCGAAUCUACGAUGAAAUCAACAAAACUCAACUAUGGGAUCGAGUGACCACACUUGAAAAAGGAGUGAUAUAUCUGGAAGGAACAGUCAAACAGUUACAAGAUAUGACUGGUUGGCAGGGGCAUCAAGUGUUAUAUUUUGGAGAUCACCCUUACAGCGACUUAGCGGAUGUUACGUUAGAGCAUGGCUGGCGAACCGGUGCGAUAAUCAAAGAACUGAGCCAUGAAAUCGCGACGUUGAAUAAUCCAAGAUUCAAGGAGAACGCGAAUUGGUUACAAAUGUUAACGGGAUUGAUCGAGGAUCAUCAAGAUUACGAAGGGCCGGAUGUGCAAAUCGUACUCAAUGAAUGGAUUAACGAAAGAGACAGUUUGAGGAACGAGAUAAAACGAGUAUUUAACAAACAGUUUGGCUCGGUAUUUCGGACAUACCACAAUCCCACGUAUUUUUCGCGAAGACUUUUUCGGUUCGCCGACAUUUACAUGAGCUCGAUCACGAACCUGUUAGAAUACUCGACAAGCCAUACGUUUUAUCCGAGGAGAGGCGUGAUGCCGCAUGAAUAUACGAGUUACUUCGUGUAACAUAUACAUCGUUAUGUAUGUAGAUUUUCGAUUAGAUGCGUGAGAUGCUUCGAAGCGCGACGGAAGUUUACGGAGCAAAAAUCAAAGAUAGAGUAGUGGAAUUAUAUUUAAAAACGCAUUUUCGUUUUAUGUAAAUAAAAAGAGAAUGUUAGACUGCUUAGGACGGAUAACCAUGUAAUGCAGCAUUCAAGAGUAUUUUGAUGUAGUACGUGCGUAUUGCUUUUUUAGGCAAAGAGAAUAAUACAUUCAAAUGUUCAAUCAAAUACUUGAGAACAAGAAUGAUCUAGUUAAUGAAUUUCGGAUAAUUCUAUUUAAUGAAUUCUUCUGAGAAGAGAGAACACUUUAAUCAAAGAUGUUCGUCAUAUCAAAAUAUAUGCAUGAAUAGAUAUAUGAACAUUAUUUUACGAUGAAGUAUAAAAAUUAAAGUACAAUUUAAAUAGAAUGUUGAUUAUAUUUUUUAUAUUAGAAUUUAUCUAUGUAAAUACGACCACAUAUAGAAUUGGAUAUUAUUGGAAUUACUGAAAAGACAUCCAAUCAAUGUAAACGUACUUUGCUUAUCAUAGUGAUAUUACAAUUUGAUUUACAGUUUCUGCUUUCAAUAAAUAUAAAUGUGUUCAAAUGUACGUAAACAAUAGUCAAUAAAAUUAUUAUAAUAAUAUA